AUGGUGGAGGUCGACAUCGAGGAAGGCGAGGAGAUCACCGUCUGCGGAGACACCCACGGUCAAUUCUUCGAUCUCAUGGAGAUCUUCCGGCUGGCCGGUAAGCCCUCGGAGAAGCACUUCUUCCUCUUCAAUGGUGAUUUUGUCGAUCGUGGCUCGUGGUCGACCGAGAUUGCGCUCUUGCUCUAUGCUUACAAGAUGCUGUACCCUAACAAGUUCUUCUUGAACCGCGGAAACCACGAGACGGACGACAUGAACAGGAUGUACGGUUUCGAGGGCGAGUGCCGUGCCAAGUACACCGAGCGCGUCUUCAAGCUCUUCUCGGAAUCGUUCUCUGCGCUCCCAUUGGCGACAUUGAUUGGCAAGAAAUACUUUGUGCUCCACGGUGGACUCUUCUCGGAUGACAAGAUCACAUUGGACGACGUGAGGAAGCUGGACCGCUUUAAGCAACGCCAACCCGGACAGGCGGGUCUGAUGAUGGAAAUGCUCUGGACCGACCCACAGACGGCACCAGGCCGAGGACCCUCGAAGCGUGGUGUUGGUCUCCAGUUCGGUCCCGACGUCACGAAGCGAUUCUGCGAGAACAACGGUCUCGAGGCUAUCAUCCGGUCGCACGAGGUGCGAAUGGAGGGUUACGAGGUGGAACACGACGGCCGCUGCAUCACAGUCUUCUCUGCGCCCCAUUACUGCGACAGCACGGGCAACAAGGGCGCUUUUAUCAAGAUCGGACCGGAGUACAAGCUCAACUUCACCAAGUUCGACGCAGUAUUUGGAAAUCUGAUGAAUAAAUAUUUGUUUGGGAGUAACGGGGUCGUGGGGGGGAGGUCCGGACCCAGCGAGCCGCCGCGUCGUGGUUACGUUGCCUUACGUUAG
Messenger RNA from Aaosphaeria arxii CBS 175.79, 870 nucleotides. RefSeq names its product MgPPT1, serine threonine phosphatase 2A catalytic sub-unit like protein. Gene Ontology annotation, cellular component: nucleus; cytosol. The transcript is spliced from 3 exons. Lineage: Eukaryota; Fungi; Ascomycota; Dothideomycetes; Pleosporales. The coding region runs from base 1 to 870 and encodes 289 amino acids. Gene Ontology annotation, molecular function: protein serine/threonine phosphatase activity. The record is from RefSeq and is a predicted model, not a curated record.